AUGCCGCACGAAGUGGACGACUACGAAGAGGAGUGCGACUGCGUUGAUGUUGAGGAGGAAGUCGAGGGCGGUAGGGUGGACGGUGGACCGGAUGCUGAGGCAAAGAGGAAGAUCAAGGCGAUCUUAGAGGGAGACAUGCGUGCUGAGUUGAAGUUCCUCGACAAGAAAUGGUCCGAACAAGGCAGACCCUAUCAUGUCGAAACAGUCAACGAUGACAUCCCGGAGCAAGUCGAUUGGCAAGAACAAUUCGCGCUUUGCGUCAUUCAACACAUGGACAGGUCCAACAAAUACGUGCAGUCGGUUUCUCUUCAGGUCAACUCUAAGCAUCUGAAGGACAUAUUGAAGGAUGUCAUCGGCGAUUACCCUGGUAUCUCAUUUCGCACCAAGGACAUCAGCAUCACAAAACCGUACCAUGUCCUCUAUCACUACCACAAGGAGCUGGAGGCUGCCGGUGAAGCUAUGCCAGUGGGAUCAGAGGCCGCUCGCCACCUCAACUUGUUACUCGACUUCAUCAAGGAGGAGUUCAGCGAGACCAUUACCGAGUGUGACAAUCUUAACAACCAAGGCCUGACGUCCUACCCACUUCUGUGGACCACUUUCCGCCCCGGCUGCACGGUCUACGCACUGGUCUUCGGACAGCCGCGCGCCUUCAUAUUAGAGAAGUCCCAGUAUCUCUGUGACCCUCCAGGCUUGCAGCUAAGCCUCAGAUUCGUGGAUUUCGACGGCACUGACUUCGGUACCCGUCAGACGAGCCGCUUCGUUCCCGCCUUCGCCGGCACUGAACGCAUUCGAGAGCUUACAGCGUAUCCGCUCGAAUGGCACCAAGAUCCAGCAGCCGCCAAAAAGAGACUUCUGGAGCGCGGUCGGGAGUUCGAGAAGCUGGCAGGCAUGCACUUCUGCAACUACAGAGGUAUCGCACUGGAAAAUGGCGGAUGCGGCGUGGGCCGAUAUAACUGUGACGGUCGCGUAGUAGUCGACACCAAGACCUUCCAUCGUCUGAAUGCGAAUUCCAGCUGGAACAUAACGGCUUUCAAGGUCGGUGAAAACGAAGCGCCAUCUCGCCGCAAAAUCGCAGCGAAGGAUGGCGUACCGGUUGAUCUGAUCCCCCAAAACGGCGCGCUCGACCCACUGACGGAUGAGCAAUGCCUUCUCAGCAACGCUAUGGUUCGGGGAUUCUCAUUCACCGAGAAGAAGUGGUUCGACUUUUUCGUGAAAGACCUAUCGUCUCCGGGAUGGGACCGCGAUUGCUUCGAGAAGUUGGUACUUCCUCCAGCGCAAAAGGACCUUGUGCGCGCACUCGUCGCCACCCAUGUCCAACAGCGCCUUGGUUUCGACGACAUCGUCAAGGGUAAAGGCAAAGGUUUGAUCAUGGUACUACACGGCUCGCCCGGCAUUGGCAAGACCCUGACGGCUGAAAUGGUGGCCGAGUUCUGCGAGCGGCCACUUUACAUGGUCUCAUCCGGCGACUUGGGCACAGAUGCAGAGACGCUGGAUGAGCGGCUUAGCAAGAUCCUAGACAUGGCAUCGACCUGGAAGGCAGUUCUACUUAUCGACGAAGCGGAUGUCUUCCUUGAACGCCGCUCCUUGCAUGAUCUUCAUCGGAACGCCCUCGUCAGCAUCUUCCUCCGCGUACUGGAGUACUACGAAGGCAUCCUCUUCCUAACCUCCAACCGUGUCGACACAUUCGAUGACGCCUUCAAGUCUCGCAUCCACGUUCCGCUCAAGUACAAUGACCUUACCGUCCAGAGUCGAAAACAGAUCUGGAAGAACUUUAUCGCUAAGAUGGAGGGCGAUAAUGUGGCGCCGAUGGAUGAGGAAGAUUAUGGGGCGCUCUCAACAGCCGUCGUGAAUGGCAGGCAGAUCAAGAACAUCAUCCGCACGGCAAAGUCGUUGGCUCAGUUCCAUGGCCAGAAGCUCGAUCGUGCGAUGCUUGAGCAGGUUGUCCAGAUCCAGGAAGCGUUUGAGCAGGACCUUGUCGAGAAGAACGGAACCCCAGACGUGGACGGCAGGCACUGA
Messenger RNA from Baudoinia panamericana UAMH 10762, 2016 nucleotides. RefSeq lists its product as uncharacterized. The record is from RefSeq and is a predicted model, not a curated record. The transcript is spliced from 2 exons. NCBI's taxonomy places the organism in Eukaryota, Fungi, Ascomycota, Dothideomycetes, Mycosphaerellales, Teratosphaeriaceae. The coding region runs from base 1 to 2016 and encodes 671 amino acids. Gene Ontology annotation, molecular function: ATP hydrolysis activity; ATP binding.